AUGUCAAGCAGAGGCGGUCGUGGCCAAGACGAAGGUGGAAACCGCGGUGGUGAGAGAGGCGGUCGUGGCCGAGGCGAAGGUGGAUACCGCGGUGGUGAGAGAGGCGGUCGUGGCCGAGGCGAAGGUGGAUACCGCGGUGGCGAAAGAGGUGGUCGUGGCCGCGGUGUAUUUGGUGGUGGCGGUGCCGGCCGAGCCAACCAGCUACGGGAAAAGGACGUCAUAACAGCAUUUGCACAAGGCAAAAAAUAUGAUUGUCCUUUGGAAGCGUGGAGUAACUUCCUUCCAUUCUAUACAGACCGCGAGAAGGUAAUCUUUAUUUACCUUGUCUCGUAUGAGAUGAAAGAUGGCGCUGAAGUUUUGGUGGAUCGCGUAAAGGAAAAGGCUUGUGAAGAGUUGCUUCGCAAGAUGAAAAAAGAAACCGGUGAAAAAACCAGUUUUGACUUCGCUCAGUGUGUGUGCACUGGGCAAGCCGUAUUAUCCCCGGAGCGGCUGCCCAUAGAAGAGUUUACUUAUGAAUUNAAGAGGGGACGCCGUCCAAAACAGUCGCACUAUGUGGUGCGAAUUUCUGAACUAAAGCCUGCUGUCUUGCAAGUUGAGGAGCACCGAACGGAAAUAAACACCAUAAUCGGCAAAGCUGUGCAGGUUUGCUACAAAGAAAAAAACGGAAGCAAGUACAUUGAUCUUUCUCAAGGCAGGGAAAGUUCUUCUGGAAGAAUAGCGACGUUUGAUGGAGUGAUCCCCAAGGUUUGUACAGCUACUAUAAAGGGGAAAGAAAUGACCGUGCUUCAAAUUGACACGUGUGUGGUAGUCGCAUCCGCGCAAAAUUGUCUGCAGGUGAUUGAAGACAUUAAAAGGCGGGAACAAAAAAACUUUAAAAGGGGUGUCAUGGAGCGUUUUGUUAAAGCGAAAGUGUGCACGAUGCUGAACGGUGGUAAAGGGGAUCUUUACACCGUGUUGGAUGUCGCGGAAACCAAGGCGGGAGAUCCUGCCAAUUUGAAAAAAAAUCCACAGCAAACAUUUGUUGGGUAUUUUUUGGAACGCUAUGGGAUGAACAUAGAUCCCAACCAGACAGUCUUCCGCUGCCGUACAGCAAGUGGAAAGACAGUCUGUAUUCCACCCGAAGUUCUUUACGAAAUGUCGGUUAGCGAUGCCGACAAACGCCAACUCCCCCAACUUUGCUCGUUGUAUCCCAAUGACCGUGCCGAACGAGUGAAGCGGGUUCUCCGUCGUCUUGAGACGGAAGAAAAUGGAAAGGCCGUGAAAUUCUUGAAGGCUUUUGGGCUUUCUUUUGGGAAUAAGUUUUUAUUCGUCAAUGGCCGUGUUUUAAAACCGGUAGAGGUACUUAUUCCAAAAGGAAGCGGCUACAAAUCUGUCCAAACCCUCGGGGACAGCAAUCAACAAGGGUUUGUAAAGGAACUUCGGGAUUUAAAGCAUCCCGGAGAAAGACAAACUUUGGACUUUGUGGUCUACGAUGAAACACGGAGAGGCGAGGCCCUUCUGAAUACACUCAGUAAACAUUUGGACACCAUGAACGCCGGCGUUCGAUUGGGACGGGCACAUUAUAUCAAUCGAAUCGGGGAGGUGAAAAACACCCCACAGAAAAAUGUUCUUGGGUUUGCUUUUUUAAAAGUGCCUGAGAAGGACAGCUACCGCGCCUUGAAGGCGGCGUGGGCAAAGAGGGGUAUUGUAAGCCAAGUGGUGGCAAAAGAUUUAUCUGACGGUCGGGAUGCCCCAAUUGUGAUGGCUGUUUCUCAACAAGUCAGCGCGAAGGAUGGAAAGUUGAAUUGGGUGCUGGACGUGAAUAAACUCUGUCCGUCUUUGUCGUCCAAGACUUCCAAGCUCGGUGGAAUUCUGGUAAUUGGAGCUGAUAUUGGCAGUGAGCAGCAGAAUAUACGAACUGAAACCAAGUCAAAGAAACAAGAUUUUUACACGGUCGCCUUCGUGGCGUUUUAUGUGCGGGGAUCAGAGUGGUCUCCGUACAGUAACCACUACCAGGUGAACGGGCGGCAGCAAACAGUUUUUGCGAGCAACCGUGACGCAGAGGAAAUGUCAUCGACCGAAGAUGGAGGGGUGGCCGUGCCAUCCGAAGUCCUUUCGGAAAAAAUAAAAGUCUUUUUGCCGGAAGCCAGGCGACACUUUGCUGAUAAAGGCUUGAACACGUCAGCAAUAUUAAUCCUCCGCGGCUGUGCAUCAGAGGGGGAGCUGGUAAAUGCGAAACAGCACGAUGCUGCCUUUUUGGGUGGCGCUCUUAAAGGGAACUUGCCUUGUGCUGUCGUGGCAGCGCAACGUUACCAACACACACGCUUUGGUGCAAAUACUCCAAGUGAGCCAAAUGUUUUGUGCAAUGUCCCGCGAGGUUUCGUGACCGAAGAGGCCACUGAUAAAAAAUUUGGCGAGGCAUUCUUCUUGAAUGGCGCAAACUGCACCCUUGGGCACGCGCGUUCAACACUGUACGCCGUCCUUCAUCGGACGGAUUCAUUCGAAUUAAGGGAGCUACAAUCACUCUUAUAUGGCAUGGGCUUUUUGUAUCCCAACAAAACGGAUGGGCUGCCGCUGCCGCUGCCCUUGAAGUGCGCAGCAGAGUACGCUCGAAAGUUUGUUGGCCUGCGGGAGGUGCAGGUUAUGCCCGAGAGCAUGCGCACAAAGUUACACUUUCUCUAG
Messenger RNA from Trypanosoma grayi, 2661 nucleotides. Its product is annotated as putative argonaute-like protein. The coding region runs from base 1 to 2661 and encodes 886 amino acids. The record is from RefSeq and is a predicted model, not a curated record. Gene Ontology annotation, molecular function: RNA binding; protein binding. The transcript has a single exon. Lineage: Eukaryota; Euglenozoa; Kinetoplastea; Trypanosomatida; Trypanosomatidae.